AUGAAAAGUAUUAUUAAUGAACCUUCGACUGAUUUCCACCUGAGAAUCAAUGAGGAAUCGUUUUCAAUCCCAGCUGAAAUUUUAAAGAGAAAUUUGAAUAAAUUGGAGAGGUCAGUCAAACUGAGAACUGACGAAAUCUCCGUUUUGCUCAAUAAAGUUAAUGAACUGAUGGAUAGCAAUACUUUGGAAAAUGAUAAAAGUGCGGUCUUGGAGAUAAAUAAAAUUAUCAAGAAGGUAGACAGGUUGGAGAAAGAGUUAUUAAAGACCAAAGACGAAGAAUAUGAUAUUCUAAUGAGAAUUCAAGAGAGAAUCAGUUUUUUCAAAGAAUUGGAACAUGCUAAGAGUUUAACUAGCAGAGAGUUGCUAAUUGGUUGGUAUCAAAAAUAUACAAAUCUUUUAAUCGGCGAUUACUUGGUGAGAAAUUCAAAAUCAGAGAUUAAAAAGGACGAUGAUACAGGUUGCUAUAACAACGAUGGCAGCUUAUUUUUAAAACAACAACAUAUGGAGAAACUAUUGGAUUAUGAUAUUAUCAUUAAUGCAAAUAUUAUAUCUAACUCUUUAAUUAAACAUAAUGAUAUUGGCCCUUUGCUUACGUGGAUCCAUGAUAAUACGCAGUAUUUAAAAUCAAUUAAGUCAACUUUAGAUUUCGAUGCAAGACUUCAAGAAUAUCUUCAACUAUUAUCAAAAGACAAUUAUAAGGAAGCGAUUAAUUGUUUUCAAUUACAUCUAGUAAAAUUUAUUUCUACUCAUUCAUUAGAGAUUCAGCAGGCUGCAGGAUUUCUUCUGUAUCAUAAAUCUCGUUGUAUCUAUCAAAAUGGUACUACUAAUAACCCGAUGAAGACACCUAUUAACAGUUCAAUGAUGAAUACAGAAGACAGUUCUAAAUAUAAUUCGCUAUACCUGCAUUUUUUUAAUAAAGAACUCCCCACUGCAUAUAAAGAGCAUGAUGCAUUUUUUACAAAUUCAGAAACAAAAUUAGAACUAUCAGGUUUUGGUAAUUUAAACAAAUCGAAUAACUAUUCCAAUUUAUUUGAUGAAUGCCGUUGGAAGAAAUUGAAUGACAUCUUUCUUAGAGAAUAUUAUCAAAUGUAUGGUAUUUCCAAAAAUGAGCCACUUUUGAUAUAUUUGUCAUUGGGUAUCUCAUCAUUGAAGACAAAAGAUUGCCUGCAUAAGAAGGAAAUUACUACAUCAGAAAAUAAAGAAUUGGAUUUUUAUCUGAACUCCAAAGUUAUUUCUAAUAAAUGCCCAGUAUGUUCGAAUGAAUUUAGAAAUAUCGCAAAAGAAAUGCCCUAUGCACACCAUAUAGAGUCUAUACUCUAUGAAAAUCCUAUAAUGCUACCAAAUGGAAAUGUUUAUGAUAAAGAACAAUUGGAAAAGCUUGCUGCACAGGUCACAGAAAGAGGACUUUACAAUAUUUCGAGUGAAGAAAUUAUAGAUCCCAUAGAUAAGCAAGUUUAUUUGAAAUCGAGUUUUGUAAAAAUGUAUCCAACAUGA
Tetrapisispora phaffii CBS 4417 is the source of this 1494-nucleotide messenger RNA. RefSeq names its product glucose-induced degradation complex subunit FYV10 (gene FYV10). The transcript has a single exon. Gene Ontology annotation, biological process: proteasome-mediated ubiquitin-dependent protein catabolic process. NCBI's taxonomy places the organism in Eukaryota, Fungi, Ascomycota, Saccharomycetes, Saccharomycetales, Saccharomycetaceae. Gene Ontology annotation, molecular function: ubiquitin protein ligase activity. Gene Ontology annotation, cellular component: GID complex; nucleus; cytoplasm. The coding region runs from base 1 to 1494 and encodes 497 amino acids. The record is from RefSeq and is a predicted model, not a curated record.